This is a messenger RNA of Oppiella nova, 887 nucleotides long. The record is from the annotation of a GenBank genome assembly. Lineage: Eukaryota; Metazoa; Arthropoda; Arachnida; Sarcoptiformes; Oppiidae.
AUGAGUGCUUUGUGUGAGUCAUGUGUUAGACAUUCCCUCAAAGUGUUGGCCACCAAACGAGUCAAUGGAUUGGGCUAUAGAUGUGUUCACUCGUCGAGAGCAUCGAUGGCGGCGUUUGUGAGUCGACCGGCGCCUGCCUUCAAGGGGACCGCCGUUGUCUCUCAAGACUUCAAAUCCAUCCAAUUGUCUGACUUCAGUGGCAAAUAUUUGGUCCUAUUUUUCUAUCCCUUGGAUUUCACUUUUGUGUGUCCGACAGAAAUCAUUGCAUUCAGUGAUCGCAUCCAAGAGUUCAAAGCACUCAACACAGAAGUGGUGGCCGUUUCAGUGGACUCGCACUUCUCGCACUUGGCCUGGAUUAACACACCCCGCAAGAAAGGAGGCAUUGGAGGCAUUAACAUACCGGUGCUCUCGGAUAUUAAUAAGCAAAUAUCGAAAGAUUAUGGUGUUUUGCUCGAGGAUUCUGGUAUUGCUUUGCGCGGACUAUUCAUCAUUGAUCCCAAGGGUAUUGUCCGACAAAUAACAAUCAAUGACUUACCGGUUGGCCGUUCUGUGGACGAGACGCUCAGAUUGAUUAAUGCCUUUCAAUUCUAUGAGAAACACGGGGAAGUAUGUCCGGCCAAUUGGAAACCGGAAGCGCCGACUAUUAACCCCAAGAAAGCCAAUGAAUAUUUUGAACGCAAUAAUUGAGUAAACUUUUAGAGCUCAAGAAAUCUGCAAAUCAUGAUCUAAUCACACAAUACAGCAGUUUAUAUAAUGUAUACUUUACAGUACAAUAAGCAUUGAGUACUAAUUUUCUCAUUGCAAUCGAAAUGUUAUUAAAUGAUUGAAAAUAUUGUAUAGAAUUAGAAGUAGACGUUAAAAUAAAACAUAUUUUCUUUAUUAUUGAC